CUGAGCUGUUAGUGACCUGUGCUGACACCAGGACUGUAUGAGAGCAGACGGGUGUACCUCUGCACGGUGCACGCACACUGACUGUGGAUACGUUUUUAUCCUGGAGCUGGAAAAACAAGACACCUCCUCUCUGGACCCUGGAUUCCUAAUUUAUAUUCCUUUAACAAAAAGUGGAAAUCGUUAAGAAGAUAUUCUGCUGUGAUCAGGAUGCUUAGCCCUGUUACUCUGCAGCAGAUCAUUUCCUCUCUGUUUGUGCUCUGCAGCGCUGCAGUCAUGGUGGAGGGACAGUGCCCCGCUGAGUGCUCCUGCGCCCCCUCUCCCCAGAUGUGCCCGCCGGGCGUCAGCUGGGUGACGGACCACUGCGGCUGCUGUAAAGUUUGUGCGAGGCAGUUCAAUGAGGACUGCAGCGCCACCGAACCCUGCGACCACAUCAAGGGGCUACGCUGCCACCUGGGGGCUGGAGGAGACCCAGAGAGGGGACUGUGUCGAGCCGAGGCUCAGGGACUGCCCUGCAUGCUUGAUGGACGGAUGUACCAGCACGGUGAAGACUUCCAGCCUGACUGCCAAUACCAUUGCACCUGCAUGAACCAAGUAGUGGGUUGCAUGUCCCUCUGCCCUGAACAAGUCCCCCUCCCAGACUGGCGCUGCUCUCGGCCUAGGCUGGCGAGGCCCGAGGGCGGCUGCUGUGAGGAGUGGGUGUGUGACGACAACAACCACAUCAGUGAGGAACCAGACGAGCUGACAGACACCUCCCAGCCAGACGGACGGCCCCUCCCCAACCACAUUAGUACCCUGCUGGAGGCCCAGCCACAUCCCCGACACCCAGCUGCCACUGGAGGGGCCACGUUCCGAGAGACGGAGAUGUUCCCGAUGUCAAAGGUGUUUCUGGAGUCCAGCUGUUCCCCUAAGACCACCGAGUGGACUCAGUGCUCCACCACAUGUGGGAUGGGAAUCUCCAGUCGGAUGACCAACGACAACCCGGACUGUCAGCUGGUCAGAGAGACACGACUGUGCCAGAUCCGGCAAUGCGAGCCGAUGUUUCUUCUAGCUAAGUGGGGGAAGAAGUGCCAGAGAACAAUCCGCCCCGAGAAACCGGUCAGCAUCACCUUUGACAACUGCUGGACUGCGCAACGCUACCGCCCUCGCACCUGUGGGGUCUGCGCCGAUGGACGCUGCUGCACACCCUCUGUCAGCCGCACCGUGAGGCUCCGCUUCUACUGCUCAGACAGAGAGAGUUUCUACAGAAAUGUUAUGUGGAUCCAGCGCUGCAGCUGCAGUACGAGCUGCCAUGCACACGUCUUGUGGUCUGUGCCGCCUGUCAACCUCCACAACGACAUCCACAUCUUCAGGGACUGAGGAGGACUUAUUGUGCCUUUUCUUUAAGACUCUGCACCUUCCCCCUCACCUAAACUCACCCCUGACCUGUCUGUCAGCCAGGUGAGCUCCACGACCAGGCAAUAUGUUCGCUUGCACUUUAAGCUUCCUGCCACGACGAUGUCACAGUUUGCCAGCACAAGGUGCGUUACCUCUGCAGAACCAUGGAGCACUGAGGAACGCAUGCUGUUAGCAGAAAGCGCUGAAUCUUUUUUAUUUAUUUUUAUGUCUUCUUAUCCUCUCCACAGAGAACAAUUAUGGAGACCGUGUUUACAUUUUGCAUUAACAUCCAUGCCAGGAAAUCAUACACCACCUUGACUGCACUUAAGUACAUUCAGUGAAUCUUUCCAUUAACAAUAUAUCUCCAGUAAUGACUCGAAAUCACAGAUCACAAGCCCACCGCUUAUGCAAAUGUGAUAAAAUAUUUUGGUAAAAUUACACACACUUUGCACCAACUUUGAUGCCUCUUAGCAGGUUGUUAAGAUUGAGUGAAGCAUUGAUGCAACCCUGCUUCUGUUUCAGGUACAGUCUCACAGACUCACCUGUCAGUGGAGUUGUUUUGGUGGCAGUGGCACUUCCACCUCUCAGACAUGCUGACACCUCAAUCCAAGAUGAAAAAGAGAUAGAGAUACACUUGAUUCCAGCCAAAAGUGUGCAACAAUAAUGCAAAGUAAACCUACAGAUAGACAAUAAAGUCCUUGACUGCUUUACUGAAACAACACUCAGUCAAAGCAGAUUGAAGGAUCUUAUGGGUGCGCUUGUUUUGCUUCUUAGGGUCUACCAGACAGAGAGGGUUGGACUUUCUUGCAUAGACUGCCACUGUCAGACGCAAGAAAAACAAAAUGUUAGAAUUCUUUAAGGACUCAACGAGGCCAAGAGUCACUAGUUUUUUUGUUGGACCCUUACCUUCAUCUGAUACCAGGAUUUUUUUCCCCAAUUUUCAGACUACUAUAUGACAGAGAAGGCAGGCACACACCAUGAGUUUGAUUUUGUUCCUGUGUUUUCCCCACACUAAAAUGCUAGUUUCUGUUUCAGUGUAUGUAUGAGCUGUUAGUGCUGGACUGAGUAAGAAUCUUGAGAUUCUCUUCUUUCUGAGAGUCUGUAACAUGACAAAGUUUACUCAGUAUUACAUGCUUUUAAGGAGCAUGUUAUUCGCUUACAUUCCAAAUGACCAGAGUACAGCAGUAUUGGAAAGAGGUUUAAGUUAAUUAUGUCUUCCCUGGGCCCCUAAAAGUCCAGGGCCCCAGGCAAUCGUCUACUUCUACCUGAUGGUAAAGCCCACCUAUGUUUGAGAGUGAACGCCGCCUCCUCUUCUGCAUUUGGAGUGAGAUGUGUUAGACAGGGGAAGUGAUGUAAUAGGGGAAACUGAAGCAAAAGUAGAAACAAUUUUGGACUUUAUUGAAAAUCUGUACAUAUUAAGGUUUUCCUAUGGCACCAGUUUUGAAGCAGUACACCCAAGAAGCCUUCUGAGAGGUAUCAGGGACAACUAGAGCAACAGUGUGGCGUGCAGACACCUUUUCUGCUUACUGACAGACCCUGCCGAUUAAGUCAGUGGAGUGUGUGGUCUUCCAUGCACACCAGUAUGCAUGAGCAUCCUCACUACCAAACCAGUCCAGGUUAACCUUACAAAGCAGACGGAUUUGCCCGUUUCCAUGUUUCUCACUGGUGAAUCCAUCUUGCAAAGCUUCUGAACCGUUUGGGCCCGGUUAGAAAGUCACAGGAUCAAUCAGCGACGAGGGGCAGUACUUCCAGGCGUGGCGAAGUUGUUUUGAAGCAAGCAGCAACAAGAAGCCGGUGCAAUUAUGGCGGAAGAUAUUAGUGUUGAUGCUGCUAAAGCACCAUAUUUAUCAGAACUUGACGACGUUUCUUCAUUAAAAGAAGAACAAGGAACAGCACUAAGUUGUUUUCUUUUCAAAAAUGACAAAAGUCAUGUAAAUCGCCAUGGUUUGCCUUAUGUUGUUCUCUAUGGAGUUUACUCCUCGAUAGCGGCUAUGUCACGUGUUUUGUUGCUCUGAUUGGCCCCUAAAGAUGUGACAGAACGUUCAUCCAAUCCCCCUCACAGUUUAUUUCAAUAGCUCUUCCCUUUGCCAAACACUGUCUAUGAGUGGUUUACCAGAUGGAUGUGUGAAACAAAUCCAUCUGGUGUGCGAGGCUAAGUCCAAGUGGCAACAUCUCAGACCUUCUCUGAAUGCAGUCUGAGCUAACGGGGUUGAAAUCAUUUUCAGGAUGUGAUGCAUCCACACCCAGCAUUACCACCACCUGGUAUCUGAAAACCAAGCAUGGAUACGAAUGCAAAGUGCAAACAUGGUCAGAGAUGUUUUUUUCGACGAGUAAAUGACAACAUUUAUAAGAAGUGAUGGAACAAUGGAGACCGUAAAUCAAUGAUGAGCAAGACAAAUGAUUUACUGAUAAUUGUGUGCUCUUUAGCACCAGUCUUGUGAUGAAAUGUUUCCUUCCUGUACUGACUGUUGAAAAUGUGUGUAUGCCUGUUUGAAGAGAGACUUUCCUCAGAGAGAGUUCAGUAAUCUCCUGACGUACAUGGAUUCAAGUAUCAUGUGUAAAUAGACUUCACUCUUAGUUGUGGAGUGGUAAAUUCUUAGACCACCUCAUUUUUCGGGGUGUGAUUUAUAUUUUUUUUCAUGUGUUUGUGUCCCUCAAAGUGUACAUAUGGUUCUUUAUUUUUAGGGAUGAAAUAAUGCUUUAUAUAAAAGAGAUAUUGCAUGUGUACAAUGGAUGUUUGAACUGUAAACUCCUGUACAUUAAAUAAAAACAUUUAAACCUUUAA
This is a messenger RNA of Cheilinus undulatus (humphead wrasse), 4159 nucleotides long. It is a transcript of the gene ccn1l2, whose product is annotated as cellular communication network factor 1, like 2. The record is from RefSeq and is a predicted model, not a curated record. The transcript has 5 exons. Gene Ontology annotation, cellular component: extracellular region. Bases 208 to 1356 code for a protein of 382 amino acids. Gene Ontology annotation, molecular function: protein binding. Gene Ontology annotation, biological process: signal transduction. Lineage: Eukaryota; Metazoa; Chordata; Actinopteri; Labriformes; Labridae.